This is a messenger RNA of Brassica oleracea var. oleracea, 657 nucleotides long. Its product is annotated as lipid transfer protein EARLI 1-like. NCBI's taxonomy places the organism in Eukaryota, Viridiplantae, Streptophyta, Magnoliopsida, Brassicales, Brassicaceae. Bases 73 to 474 code for a protein of 133 amino acids. The transcript has a single exon. The record is from RefSeq and is a predicted model, not a curated record.
UUUACUUCACCAUCCUCUAAAGCAACACUUCCAUCUUAGAACUUGCUCAAUUUGAAAUUUAUCUUUGGAAAGAUGGCUUCCAAAAACUCAGCCUCCCUUAUCAUUUUCCUCACAUUCAACAUCCUCUUUUUCACGCUAACUACUGCUUGUGGCGGUGGCUGCGGUUCCAUUCCCAAACCUAAACCUAAGCCCACCCCAACUCCAUCCUCCUCAGGAAGCUGCCCUAGAAAAACUCUCAAACUUGGCGUUUGUGCCAAUGUCCUAAAGGAUCUUCUCAAAAUUGAACUGGGCACGCCACCGGUCAAGCCUUGUUGUUCACUCCUUAAGGGUUUGGUUGAUCUUGAGGCUGCUGCUUGUCUCUGUACCGCCUUAAAGGCAAAUGUUCUAGGAAUUAAGCUUAAUGUUCCCGUCUCUCUCAGUCUUCUUCUUAAUGCUUGUGGCAGGAAGACCCCUCGUGGAUUCAUAUGCGCUUGAUCUACUAUCAAUGCUUCGAUUGGAGAAUAUAUAUCCUCUCUUUUUCAUAUUCAUCUCUCUUUAUAUCGUUCAUUGAAAUUACCUAUUUUCAGUUUUUAAUCCAAUAAAUGCUACUUCUAUUUCUGUUAUUGUAUUCGCUUUAAAAAGUGUGUCCAUGCAUAAUAAAAGUAAUUAAUCGGCUUC